AUGAAUAGACCGCCGCAGGGCCGUGGUCAGCCACAGCUGGGUGCGACUUGGUAUCCAGGGGGCCAGGAUGACUUCUACAUGCCAGAGGUCAUCUCCCCCUCCCCCCAAAGGGUGAUGCCUGAAGUCCCCGAAAACAUGCAGGACAACAUUGCGCAGAUGGAACAUCACGCCCGCGACCCUCGCCGCGCCCAGCAGCCUCCAGCGCAGUAUCGCCAGCAGCAACCGCCGCAACAACAGCAGUUCCCCGAGCGAACCUCUAGCGCCGUCCAGAGCCAGCCGCAACAAGCCCAGGCCUAUGAUCACGGUGCCUACGCGCAGUCCGCAACCUACGACAGUAUGGAUCACCCAAACUUCUCUCCUUUCCCCAUCCUGCGGAGUCCGCCGCCGAAUGUCCCUCCUACCGAUGAGCAGCGCGAAGCCAAACUGGAACACCACCGCAUGGGCGUUCUGUCGACCACCGACCCGGAGAUGCAAUUGUCCUGGGCCCAGGAUGCUUUGGCCUUCGUCGAAGUGGCCGCGCAGAACGAAGCUCGUCUGGCGUUGACGCAGCCUCCGCGCCCUCACACACCGCAGAUCGAGCAGCAGUUGAAGACCGAUGCGCUGAAUAUCGUCAGCUUCUUGGCCGAGCAGCAUCACCCUAAAGCCGAGUUCAUCAAGGGUAUGUGGUUGGAAUUCGGCAAGUUUGGCUAUCGGGUGGACCGAAAAGAAGCUUUCCGAUGCUAUUCCAGAGCAGCGGAUAAAGGAUAUGCGCGCGCAGAGUACCGAAUUGGAAUGCAGUUUGAGAGCUCGGGAGAACCGGAGAAGGCAAUCAAACAUUACGAACGGGGUGUCGCCAGGGCGGAUUCCGCUUCAUACUACCGCCUGGGAAUGAUGAUCCUUCUUGGACAACAUGGCCAGCGCCAGGACUUCCAGAGAGGCUUGGAGUACAUCCGGCUCGCGGCGCAAUCCUGUGACCAGAAUGCGCCGCAGGGUGCCUAUGUAUAUGGCAUGCUCCUCGCUCGGGAGCUUCCCCAAGUCAGCGUUCCCGAGCCCUUCUUGGCUCUCGACCUCAACGUGGCCCGCGUCAACAUCGAGAAGGCUGCAUACCAUGGAUUCGCCAAGGCUCAAGUGAAGAUGGGUGCUGCGUAUGAACUCUGCCAACUUGGCUGCGAUUUCAAUCCCGCGCUGUCCCUGCACUACAAUGCGCUUGCGGCGCGCCAGGGUGAGCCCGAAGCCGAGAUGGCCAUCAGUAAAUGGUUCCUCUGUGGACACGAGGGUGUUUUCGAGAAGAAUGAUGAGCUCGCAUUCACCUAUGCCCAGCGCGCAGCUCAGAGCGGUCUCCCCACGGCGGAGUUCGCCUUGGGCUACUUCUAUGAAGUCGGCAUCUUCGUCCCGGUCGACAUCAAAGAGGCCCGCAGCUGGUACGCCAAAGCCGCCGCCAGCGGUAACAAAGACGCGUCCGGUCGAAUCGACAGUAUCUCGCGUUCUAAGACUCUGUCCCGAAGGGACCAUGAGAAGGUUGCGAUUUCUCGCAUCAAGUCGACCCGUUAUGUCGCUCAUCAGCGUGGCGGUUCUUUGGAGUCCACACCGGAAAACAUACAGAUGCCUGAUCCUUCGCGGAUGACUCUGAACGACCAACCCUCGUCCGCUGCCCCAUAUCCCGAUCGUCCUGGUUCUUCUCGUCCUCGUCCACCGGGACAGCCAAGUUACCAGAUGCCCGAUCCUCGACCAAGCUCGGCAUUUGGUGUCAAUCCGAACCUUCGUCAGAAUGGUCCUCCGGGUUACGGUGGCCCUCAAGGCCCGCCUGGCCCUCGGACUCCGACCUAUGGUCAACCGCCGAUGAACUAUCGCCAGCCUAGCUCGGGUGCAGGUACACCGCUCGGUGCGCCUGCAGGGCCGACCAGCCCCAACGGGACACCCCGAGUGGACGUCGGUUUCUCUGCGCCGGCUCCACGACCGGGUGACCGACAACGUCCAACACGGCUCGACGCGGUCCCUCCUCCAGACCGAAGGCCCGCACGAACCCCUGUCUCUGCCCACGGAGGAUCUUUGCCAUCUCCCCGGCCACUGGGUUCUCCUUCAUCUGCCAACUUUCCUCCACGCACAGAGUCUCGCCAGCCAUCUAGGGGCUCGGCUUCCUCCACCCCCCAGCCGCAUUCCGGACCACCAUCCACGACCUCCUCGAAAUACUCUCAACCCUCCCAGCCAUCCAAGCCAAGUGGCCAACUGCCGGGCAAGGGUCCCAAGACCUUCGAAGAAAUGGGGGUUCCAAGCGCCAAAAACGAUAGCGAUUGCAUCGUGAUGUGA
Messenger RNA from Penicillium cinerascens, 2286 nucleotides. RefSeq lists its product as uncharacterized. NCBI's taxonomy places the organism in Eukaryota, Fungi, Ascomycota, Eurotiomycetes, Eurotiales, Aspergillaceae. The transcript is spliced from 5 exons. Bases 1 to 2286 code for a protein of 761 amino acids. The record is from RefSeq and is a predicted model, not a curated record. Gene Ontology annotation, molecular function: protein binding.